AAUUCAAAGGACACAAGACGCCGUCUUAUACUGAGUCAGACCGUCAUGCCAACCCGCUGAGUGUGGCCUGCACUUACCUGAGCUCCCAGCCUCACUGGGAGAUCUGUCAGGGAUUCACAGAAUCAUAGAAUUGUAGAGUUGGAAGGGACCCCCCGAAGAUCAUCCAGUCCAACCCCCCUGCGGCGCAGGAGUGCAAAGCAGAUAUACUCUGUUGCUGAGAUUUGCCCUUUCGCCAGGGGCUGUAGAGGAAGGCAAAGAAGAACAUCAGAAAAGCCUGCAGGAUGAGGCCAAUGGCAGAUCCAGUACUGCAUUACCAAAAGGGAGAUUAAGACUAAAGGUUUUCUGACGGUAAGAGCCAUUCAACAGACUUCCUCGGGAGGUGGUGGGCUCUACCUUCCUUGGAGCUUUUUAAGCAGAGGUCGGGUUGCCAUCUGUCAGGGAUGCUUGAGCUGAGAUUCCUGCAUUGCAGGGGGUGGACUAGAUGGCCCUCGGGGGUCCCUUCCAACGGCAUGAUUCUGCAAACCUGAUCUCACCGUGACAAAGAUUCCUGUGAGAAACCCACAAGCAGGAUCCAAGCACGAGAGGAACACUCUCCUCUGGUUUCCAGCCGGUGUCGGAUUUACAUAUAAGCUAUAUAGCUUGGGGGGGGUUAUACUUCUUAAUUGUAUUUUAGAUCAACAAUUACUUGGAUAAAACACAUAUUUUGUGAUGUGAAAAUGGCUUGAGAUACCUAUGAGGUCCAUAAAUAACCAUACAGCAUAUAUUCAACACAAAAACAGCGACCAUUUGUUGUGGACAAAGGGCAGCUGGACAUAAAAAGGGCCCCAUUGCCUUCAGGAGCUGAGGGCCUCACCAAACCUCAAUCCGGCCCUGUUUCCAGCAACUGAAAUUCAGAAGCAUUGCCGCCGCCAACUGUGGGGGCAGAACGCAGCCAUUGUGGGUAUGUGAACAACCUGAGUCUGGUCCCCAUCAGCCUCUGCAAGAUGGGCCAGAGGACAGGGACGCCAGCCGAGGCUCACUGGUCAAAGUUUGUAGGAUGCCAUAACCAUUGAAAAGAGUUCUGCCAGAACACCAUGACCGAGAAGUUCCAAGAUCCUCCCUCCCCAUAUUUUGUUACCCCCUGAAUGGGAUGGAGAAACUGCAGGGGUGGUUUUGGGCUACCCUUAGCAUCUACAAAUAUAUUCCGAGUGUGUGUGGUUGUUUUGUGACAUUUAAAACACAGCAGUGGGGUUCUAGAUUUAAAGAGGGUGCUGUGGGUUAAACCACAGAGCCUAGGACUUGUCGAUCAGAAGGUCGGCGGUUCAAAUCCCCGCGAUGGGGUGAGCUCCCGUUGCUCGGUCCCUGCUCCUGCCAACCUAGCAGUUCAAAAGCACGUCAAAGUGCAAGUAAAUAAAUAGGUACCGCUCCGGCGGGAAGGUAAGUGGUGUUUCCGUGCAUUGCUCUGGUUCACCAGAAGCGGCUUAGUCAUGCUGGCCACAUGACCCAGAAGCUGUACGCUGGCUCCCUCGGCCAAUAAAGCAAGAUGAGCGCCACAACCCCAGAGUCGGUCACGACUGGACCUAAUGGUCAGGGGUCCCUUUACCUUUACUUUAUCUAAAGCUUUUAUCGGCAGAGAGAAACCUCUUUCUCCAUGGCUUCCUCUGCUGAAGAAUCCCAGGACCUUCACCCAGGAAUGUUCAUAGUAUCAUCGAAUUGUAGAGUUGGAAGGGAACACCAAGAGUCAUCUAGCAAUGCAGGGAUCUCAGCUCAAGCAUCCAUGACAGAUGGCCACCCAACCACAGCUUAAGCACCACCAAUGAGGGAGAGUUCACCACCUUCCAGGGGGUCCCUUACCGCCAGAAAGUUCUUCCUAACCUUUAGUUGCUCUCUCCUUUCUCCUCUUUAAUUUCUGCAAAGCUCGUCUCUUUGAUGCCAGCUGAAGGCCAUUUUUAUUCACCCAGGCAUUUUGAGCAGCUUGGAUUUUCUAAAGUUAUAAUCUCUGCUUCUUCUGUUACCGUUUCUGGUUUACCAUAUUAUUAGUUUAUUUCCCCGCUUCCUCCACCCGAAGGGAGAAAUUUCCAUUUUAUUGGCUUUGCGUUUUAAAAUAUGGCACUUUCUUCUUUCGAUGGUUGCCACUGUUAACGGAGAAAUCUGAGGGCUCCUUUGGACAAAAAAAACAAGGACACCAGCCAGGAAUACCAGAGCAAAACAGCAGCCAGUCGGCUUGGUCUUUCUUGAAGACGGUCGCGACAAGACUCCCACCUGCCACAAGGUGGAGCAAGAUGGAAGCCCCGAACAAAAGAACCCCCAAACUUUUAUUAGCUGCUAAUCCCCAUGUUACACCCCCCAAAACUACAUCAUUCAUACAUCACGGUUACAUCAUGAAAGGGGAGGUCUGGUGGCAGUAAUCUGAGCAUCCUGGACCCUGCCCCAUGGUUCUCCUUGCCCUCUACCAAACACCCAUCAAGUGGAACAAAAGAGAUAUUUACAUUUCCCUGUUUCCCAGCCAAGUUACCAGGUAAUCACACCCUUUUGUCUUCAUCUGGGUUUCUUAUUUCUGGAAUGGCUACCUGUCUGGCACUCAGGUAUCAGGAUGCCAGGGAUUAUCACUCAGGCAGAGGGGGUGCUGAGUAGCUGAGCUCACAGGUCUAGAUGAAUUUCUGAAGUUGUCCCUAUGAGCCAUUACAGUACAUAGAUACAUUGAUCAGUGAAUUCUUACAUUUGGUAUCGUGCAGCAAAGGCCCUUUGAACAGAUAGGAAGAAACUGAGAUGAAGUGUUUUGUGGGGAAUAAAGCACAAAAGUCACAAAAGCGAUUGUGCUGAUUUUGGUAGUGGGCUGCGUGUGCAUGAUAUCUGCUGGAGGGGCAAUCUCACCCCCCCCAUACAUAAAUUCCUGCAACACCGUGCAAGUGUAGCUGAUAAUACCUGAGUCAGUAAAUACGCAUCUUGAAUUUCCCCCACCUUGGAGUGGGCACCCAGCUGUGUGGGACUGGACCGGGCAAAGGACUGUGGCGCUGCUUUCUUUUGCAGAUGCUGCGUUGCCAGCGAGUGGCUGGGUACCUCGUCUUGGCCAUCACCCUCUUCCAGUGGCAAUCCAGGACAACUUUCCAGGUAGCGGCAUUGCAAGAGGUAAGCGGUGAUCUCAAAAAAGGCCCAGCUGUUUCUGGCAAGCCCAGAUUUCUGCACCGAAGACGUUCUCCUAUGGCUGGGAUUUCUUAUUUCAAAGCGCCCUCGAGCGGUCAGAGUUCAAAUCUCUCUCUCUCUUUUUAAAUGCUCUUAAAAGCAGUUUGAAAAGACCAUAAGAAGAGUUUUGCUGCCAUCAAUCCUCCUUCUUCCUCUAUGCUAGAGGCAAGGACAAUUAAAAGUGCCUUUAAAAGAGGAACAGGCAAAUUCCCGGAAGAGGAGAAAGUUGGUGGUGCCAGGUCAGCACUGAAGUUAUAAGUCUCCGAUGCCAGAGAAGUAAACUCUUUACUCAAAUAAACCCAAAUACAGCUCAGGUCCACGCAACCCUUUUAUUUCUUAAAGUAUUUGCAGAUUGAUCAAUACAGAUCACUUUAAUUCCAGCCAGGAAAGAAUUACCUAUGUCCAUUUUCUCUAACACCUUAAUCAAAAAUGACCAAGGCUUUCUCCACAUCUAAAAAUAUUAAGGCGGCCUGUUUUUCAUUUCUCACUUCCAAAUACUCUAUUAGGUUAAUUACAUUUCUUAUAUUGUCCUUCAUUUAUCAGCCUGGUGAGAACCCGACUUGGUCUCUGUGGACUGACUCAGUCAGUGUCUUUUUUAGUCUGUUAGCUAUAAUUGUACCAACUAGUUUAUGAUCACAGUUCAGUAAAGAAAUAGGUCUGUAAUUUUUUUGUCUUUGUUAAGUCACCAUCUUGCUUAGGGAUCAGGGUAAUAAAUGACCCGGGAAUUACUCCAGUCACCAAAAUUCUAUUCCUGGUGUCCUUAAGUAGUUCAAGAAGUGCAUCCUGGAACUUUUUAUAAUAAAUUGCUGAAAGUCCAUCUGGCCCUGGUGCUUCAUUCUAUUUAUGAUGUUGUUGUUGUUGUUGUUUAGUCGUUUAGUCGUGUCCGACUCUUUGUGACCCCCUGGACCAGAGCACCCCAGGCACUCCUGUCUUCCACUGCCUCCCACAGUUUGGUCAGACUAAUGUUGUUACUUCGAGAACACUGUCCCACCAUCUCGUCCUCUGUCGUCCCCUUCUCCUUGUGCCCUCCAUCUUUCCCAACAUCAGGGUCUUUUCCAGGAAGUCUUCUCAUGAGGUGGCCAAAGUAUUGGAGCCUCAGCUUCAGGCUCUGUGCUUCCAGUGAGCACUCAGGGCUGAUUUUCUUCAGAAUGGAGAGCUUGGAUCUUCUUGCAGUCCAUGGGACUCUUAAGAGUCUCCUCCAACACCAUAAUUCAAAAGCAUCAAUUCCUCGGCGAUCAGCCUUCUUUAUGGUCCAGCUCUCACUUCCAUACAUCACAACUGGAAAAACCAUAGCUUUAACUAUAUGGACCUUUGUUGGCAAAGGUCCGUAUAGUUAUUCUAUUUAUACCCAUUUGUAAUUCCAAUAUCGAUAUGGGUGCAUUCAGGCUUAGUCGAUUUUCUUUGGGUACUCGGAGUAUAUUACAGUCACUUUCCCAGGAGGUCUUGCCCCAAUGACAUGGUUGCAAGGUCCCUGCCUUCCCAUCCCUCUCUAAGCUCUUCCGCUCCAGGUUUUCCCCACUCAGUCUCAAACUGCAUCUGCGUACAACUGUUCUGCUCUUUUCAUUUCUCUACGCGUUCUUGGAGACCAGCAGGGAGGGGAGCUGGUUACAGCAGGAGGGGGGGACCUCCCUGGCUCCCUCAGCAUCCUGCCUCAUGGCUGCCUCUGUCCCUGCUCCUCUUCAGCCUUUGCUUCUGCCUUUGAUUCUGGACUGCCCUCUGCCACAGCCUCUUCCUGCUCACUUAGACCUGUUACCUCUUCAGCUUCCAACACCUCCUCCUCCUCCUCCCUGUCUUCUCUCUCUGACCAUCCAUUGUUGGCCCACCACCUGUCCCUUGACUCUUCACUUGGGAAUUCCCUUACGGGUUCCCCGGCUGGUGUCUCCCAGCACUCCUCCGAAUCCAGCCAGUCCAUGGCAGAGAGUUAUGUUAAGGAUGUAAGAACUUAAGACCCUCCUGGAUCAGGCCAAUCCGGUGCUUUUUCUUCUGGGGCUACUCAAGGGCACGCAGUACCAGCACCUUUCUUUCUAGAAGAAAAGCACUGCCCAUGACUGCGCAAAAUAUGCAGCAAAGUCAAGUGUGGAAAUAGAGGUUCUAACACCUUUAAAAUGUGCCCCUGUAAGGUACAGUGGAUGCAUGGGUUGCGAACGUGAUCCGUGAGGGAUGCAUGUUCCCAACCCGCAGCUUUCGCAACCCACAGUGGUGCAUCUGCACACGCAUGGGCUGCGAUUCGGCGCUUCUGCACAUGUGCGACCGCCGAAACCUGGAAGUAACCUGUUCCGGUACUUCUGGGUUCCGGCAGUCCGUAACCAAAAAAAACGCAACCUGAAGCAUCUGUAACCCGAGGUAUGGCUGUAGUUCCAGUUUCUUUCCAAAGUUUCAUGCUUUCCCCAGUACUGGAAAAAGACCACACCUCUGGUAAGUUAAAAAAUGGUUUACCUCAUACCUCAUGUUGCGUUAGGUUCAUGUUGCGUCUUUUCAGUUUGCGAACGUGGCAAACCCAGAAGUGUAUACUUCCGGGUUUCGCCGUGCGUGCAUGUGCAGAAGCAUUCUGCGCACUUCGCACAUGCGCAAAAGCACUCUAUUGCAUCACGCGUGUGCGCAGAAGCGGCACUCUAGUUACAGACUUAUCAGGAUGCGAACAGCACCCCAGAACAGAUCAAGUCCUUAACUAGAGGUACCACUAUACUCACAAACUCUCCAAAGGUCAGGUUCAUGCACUUUUCCAUAAAGCUUUCAGAAAAAGCUGCACAGGCAGUAAAACUUAACUUAGUUUUAAAAAAUGGUGAAAGUUCCUAGAUUAUUGGUACAGGAACACAAGAGGGGUUUGCAAGAGAAUGUUUUUUGGCAGAUGUCAAAAAUAGAACAGUUAAGGUACCUACCUGACAUCAACAGGCAGGGAGUUCCAAAGUGUAGGCUCAGUUAUUGUUAUUGUUAUUGUUAUUGUUAUUGAUAUUGAUAAUUAUGUUGUUGUUUAGUCGUGUCCACCUCUUCGUGACCCCCUGGACCAGAGCACGCCAGGCCCUUCUGUCUUCCACUGCCUCCCGCAGUUUGGUCAAACUCAUGCUGGUAGCUUUGAGAACACUGUCCCACCAUCUCAUCCUCUGUCGUCCCCUUCUCCUUGUGCCCUCCAUCUUUCCCAACAUCAGGGUCUUUUCCAGGGAGUCUUCUCUUCUCAGGAGGUGGCCAAAGUACUGGAGCCUCAGCUUCAGGAUCUGUCCUUCCAGUGAGCACUCAGGGCUGAUUUCCUUCCAAAUGGAUCGGUUGGAUCUUCUUGCAGUCCAUGGGACUCUCAAGAGUCUCCUCCAGCACCAGAAUUCAAAAGCAUCCGUUCUUUGGCAAUCAGCCUUCUUUAUGGUCCAGCUCUCACUUCCAUACAUCACUACUGGGAAAACCAUAGCUUUAACUAUACGGACCUUUGUUGGCAAGGUGAUGUCUCUGCUUUUUAAGAUGCUGUCUAGGUUUGUCAUUGACUGAUAAUUAUAGUAAUCCAUAAAUAAUAGCUGGAAGAUCAUUCUUUUCUCCUUUGCAGCAGCCUUCGGCUCCUUCCUCUCCCCCGGGUGAGGGUCGUCUGUCUCUGUCUGGCCAGGAGAAGCCAGCUGCCGACUUGGUCGCAAAGCUUCUCCUCUUCGACGAGCUGGUGUCCCUCGAAAAUGAUGUCAUCGAGACGAAAAAGAAGCGGAGUUUCUCGGGGUUUGGCUCCCCUCUCGAUAGGCUUUCGGCUGGCUCCCUGGACCUGAAAGCCAAGCAGAGGUGAGCUGUGAGGAAGAACUGGAUCUCAGAGUCAUGGAACUGCAGAAGAGACCCAAAGGUUGCUUUCUAUGCACAGGAAGAACUCUGCACAUGCUUAAAUUGCACUCCCUUAUGGAUGCUGGUAGUUUUGUAAGCAAGAAUGUGUGUACAACGAAGGACUCACCCAAACCUCCAUUUGCUCUGCUGCUUCCCCCCAGGAACCCUAUGGUUUAGUGCUGAAUCGGAACAAAUGGCAAUCAUGUUUUUCACAGACUGCUGUUUGUUCCAAUUUAGCGCUAAAGAGCGGGUUUUGGUGGGUGGGAGGAGAAGCAGGGCAAAGGCAAAGCCACUGUGCCUAGGAAGCAUGGGACUAGUGGGAAGGAGCUCAGACCCGUGUCUUCCAGGAAGGGGACAAGCAGAAGGGGGCUUGCAAUGCUGAAACAAAUUUGCAAUAAUAUGCACCGCGCACUUCUGCACCGUACGUAAAUUAAUUUGUGUCAUACUCAAAAUACAAAUGGAGGCAGCCAUUCGUCAAAGGAAGCAGAAAGCUUUCCAUCGGCCUUCCCCAACCUGGUGCCCUCCAGCUGUUUUGAACUACGGAUCUCAUCAGCCCCAAUAAGCAAGACUGAGUCUUGCUGUUCUUCUUUGGUGAUCCUUCGUAGCCGACUAAGAUUGUCUUCCAUAAACACGGUUUUAACAGUGAGUCCUUAAGUGACUGUGGAGGCCAAUUCUGGAUCCACAUGCCCUUCCACAGUGGGGACAUAGGUUUCCGGGUAGGAGUUGAUCCCGGUGAGGGUUUGCCAAACGUGCCUUCCUCUUAGCACGUUUCUCCCUUGUGUCCUGAGUUCAAGCGUCUUCAAAGCCCGUGGUGCCUUUGGUAAAGGCUGUUCUCUAACUGGAGCACUUGCAGGCCAGUGUUUCCCAAUUGUUGGUGUUUAUACUACUUUUUUUAGCUUUCCCUUGAGAUCUUUCAACCUCUUUUGUUGACCACCAGCAUUACGCUUUCCAUUUUUAAGUUCGGAAUAGAGUAGUUGCUUUGGAAGACGAUCAUCAGGCAUCCACACAACAUGACCAGUCCAACGAAGUUGGUGUUGAAGAAUCAUUGCUUCAGCACUGGUGAUCUUUGCUUCUUCCACUACACUAGCAUUAGUUUGCCUGUCUUCCCAAGUGUUGUGUAAAAAUUUUCGGAGACCCGGUUGAUGGAAUCUUUUGAGGAGUUGGAGAUGGCGUUUAGAAGUGGUCCAUGUUUCACAAAGGGAUGCAGGUGGCGCUGUGGGUUAAACCAUAGAGCCUAGGGCUUGCCCAUCAGAAGGUCGGCGGUUCGAAUCCCCGUGACGGGGUGAACUCCCGUUGCUCGGUCCCUGCUCCUGCCGACCUAGCAAUUCGAAAGCACUUCAAAGUGCAAGUAGAUAAAUAGGUACCGCUCCGGCGGGAAGGUAAACGGUGUUUCCGUGCGCUGCUCUGGUUCACCAGAAGCGGCUUAGUCAUGCUGGCCACAUGACCUGGAAGCUGUACGCCAGUGAGAUGAGUGAGAUGAGCGCCGCAACCCCAGAGUCGGUCACGACUGGACCUAAUGGUCAGGGGUCCCUUUACCUUUAUGUUUCACAAGCAUACAGUGAAGAUUGAGCCUUGCUGUAGCUUGAGAUGGCCACAAGAGGGAGCACGUCCCCACCAAAAGUUCUCUGCCAAUGAGCUUUGCUCUGUGGAAACCCCAUGAAAGUGACAGUCGCAAAUGCGUUCCAAUUCCAAUUGGAACACUUUGUGAUACUUUGGGUCUUUUAGGGCCCUGCAAAAGAAACAGAGGUCUUGCGCAUGCUGGAUCCUAGCACUCAUUGCACUAGUUCUAAUGUUUAUAAGGCCGCAAAUGAGAAACCUGCAAGCAGGAUUCGAACACAAGACCAACACUCUCCCCUUCUGUGGUUUCCACCAUCUGGAAUUCAGAAUCAUCACUGCUUCCAGCUGUAGAGGCAGAGAAGAACCAGGUUGGCUAGGAGCCAUCCAUAGUUUGAAAAGAACAAAUUCAUGGCUGGGAGGGAUAUCUAGGUUACUGACCAUCAUUGCUUCCUGCAGAAGUGAGUUCCAGGGUUCAGCUAUGCUCUGAGUAAAGAAGGGCUUUCUUUUCUCUGCCCUAAACCUUCCAACGUUCAGCUUCGCUGGGUGUUCACUGGUUCUAGUACCAUCAGGGAGAAAACCACCCUCUAUUCUCUUCCCCCAGGCCAUGAAUAAUUUUAUAAGCAUCUGCACACAGAACUUCCUUGCAGAAGAGUCGUCUCAGCCCCCUGACUGUUUUGGCUGGGGCUGGUGGGUAAAUAUCUGGAGGGCACCACUUUGGGGGCGGUUAGGAUGGAGCUUAUGCAGCAAAGGGGCAACGGGAUAUCCCAAUUAAUUGCAUCUCAUUCCGCAGGAAAGUUGUGGAAAUUCCAAAGAGACGGUUUGGAAUCCCCCUUGACCGGAUCGGAGUGAACCGUCUGAGCAACACCAGAGGUUAGCAGACGUGGGUAAGAUAAAAGCGGACUUGCAGGGCCUGUUCCUUGGCUGCAGCCUAUUAUUAUUAUUAUUAUUAUUAUUAUUAUCAUCAUCAUCCCUGGAUUGCCCCAGCCACUCUGGGCGGCUUCCAACAGAUAGGCAGCUUCCAGGGGGUUGGAAAUUAUUCUGUGUAUCGGUUUCUUCCCCGCCUCCUUCAAAUGAGCCAACAGCGUGAUGCGGCGGCAAAAAAAGCUAAUGCGAUUCUAGGCUGCAUCCACAGAAGUCUAGUGUCCAGAUCAAGGGAAGUCAUCGCAUCACUCUAGUCUGUCUUGGUCAGACCACACCUGGAGUGCUGGGUGCAGUCAGUGGCGGAUUUGGGGCUUUCGGAUUUCAGAGGAACCCUUUGUGACACCAAAAUUCAGCCCCUCCACCACCACUGCUGCCUCUUGCCUUCCAUUUUACAUCAUUGUUGCAGCCCCCCCGCCCAAGAGCCCCCUCUCAGAUCAGAGCCCAUUACGAGUGAGACGGUCACACUGCCCCAUAUCCUCCUCUGGCCCAAUUCUGGCCCAAUUCAAAAGGCUGUUGACAAGCUGGGGAGCAUGAAGGGGAGGGUGACCAAGAUGAUCAAGGAUCUAGAAGCCAAUAAUAAUAAUAAUAAUAAUAAUAAUAAUAAUAAUAAUAAUUUAUUAUUUACCAGUAUACCCCACCCAUCUGGCUGGGCUUCCCCAGCCACUCUGGGCGGCUUCCAACAAAAUAUUAAAAUACAAUAAUGCUUCCCUAAACAGGGCUGCCUUCAGAUGUCUUCUAAAAGUCUGGUAGUUGUUGUUCUCUUAGACAUCUGGUGGGAGGGAGUUACACAGGGCGGGUGCCACCACCGAGAAGGCCCUCUGCCUGGUUCCCUGUAACUUCGCUUCUCGCAGAGAGGGAACCGCCAGAAGGCCCUCGGAGCUGGACCUCAGUGUCCGGGUAGAACAAUGGAGGUGGAGACGCUCCUUCAGGUAUACAGGACCGAGGCUGUUUAGGGCUUUAAAGGUCAGGACCAACACUUUGAAUUGUGCUCGGAAAUGUACUGGGAGCCAAUGUAGGUGUUUCAAGUUAUGUGGUCUCGGCGGCUGCCCCCAGUCACCAGUCUAGCUGCCGCAUUCUGGAUUAAUUGCAGUUUCCGGGUCACCUUCAAAGGUUGCUCCACGUAGAGCACAUUGCAGUAGUCCAAGCGGGAGAUAACCAGAGCAUGCACCACUCUGGCCAGACAGUCUGCGGGCAAGGAGGGUCUCAUCCUGCGUACCAGUUGGAGCUGGUAGACAGCUGCCCUGGACACAGAAUUGACCUGCGCCUCCAUGGACAGCUGUGAGUCCAAAAUGACUCCCAGGCUGCACACCUGGUCCUUCAGGGGCACAGUGACCCCAUUCAGGACCAGGGAGUCCUCCACACCCACCCGCCCUCUGUCCCCCAAAAACAGAAACCAAGGAACAGUUGGGGGAGCUGGGUAUUGAUAUCAGGCCUAGGCGUGACGUCAAGAGGCAGGGAGUUCCAAAGUGCAUGACAAUGACCAGGUGUGCUGCCUUGCCCCCGUUCCAGAGGGUGCACACUGCCUCGUAGAACUUUGGGGGCUGCCCAGCCCCUUCGUUGAAAAUUUGUGGGUGCCUGGGCCCCCAAGGCCCAGCAUAGAUGGCGCCUACAACAAUGUCCACGCCAGGCAUCAUUUUAUAAACCUUAAGCAUUUCACCUCUUCCUGGUGUGAGGAAUGCAGGAAGCACUUGGGCGAAUGGUUGUAACAAAUAUUACGCGUUCCUGUAGGGCAGCCUUUGCUACUCUGGCACUCUCCAGGUGGGCAAGGGGUGCCUUAGGGCAUAGGGCAUUGCAAGGGGUGAGGCUCUCACGCAUCUCCCCUUCUUUGCCCUGGGGAGGAGACUCAUAGAAUUAUAGAAGUGUAGAGAUGGAGGGGACCCCAAGGGUCAUCUAGUCCAACCCCCUGCAAUGCGGGAAUCUCAGCUAAAGCAUCCAUGACAGAUGGCCUGGUCAGGAGCUCACCCUCCUCUUGAGUAGGACCCUGGCAGAAACACAUACCCGACUGGCAUGUUCUCUCCUUCCUGGUCGAUCGUUCAGGAGCUUCAUAAGCUUUCUUCUGCCUGAACAUCACAGCAACUGAUGCCAACAGACACCGGCACACUUAGGGAUCUGCAGAGUCUUUGCAGCUUGCGUAACAGACCUCAGCAACUUAGCAUUUUGGCUAAUCUACUUUAUUUACAGGGAUGCGGGUGGAGCUGUGGGUUAAACCACAGAGCCUAGGACUUGCCGAUCAGAAGGUCGGCGGUUUGAAUCCCCACGACUGGGUGAGCUCCCGUUGCUCAGUCCCAGCUCCUGCCAACCUAGCAGUUCGAAAGCACGUCAAAGUGCAAGUAGAUAAAUAGGUACCGCUCCAGCGGGAAGGUAAACGGCGUUUCUGUGCGCUGCUCUGGUUCGCCAGAAGCGGCUUAGUUAUGCUGGUCACAUGACCCGGAAGCUGUACGCUGGCUCCCUCAGCCAAUAAAGCGAGAUGAGCGCCGCAACCCCAGAGUCGGUCACGACUGGACCUAUUGGUCAGGGGUCCCUUUACCUUUUAUUUUAUUUACAUAUAAACACACACGGAGCACUGCAACAUGGCUCCCUCUCUCUCUAGCAUCCGACAGCAAAGAGAAAAAGAACAAAGGACAAUAGUCCCGCUUCACGGAACACAGGAACACAAACAUCCUGCCUCCAUCACUUCCCACUCUGUGGAGUCAAAACCUACACCGUCAUGGGAUAGACAACAAUCCCAUGACUGCAAACACGGAGCAGGAAUUCUAACAGGGCUUCUAUAUUGCAGGGCACACCCACAAGAAGCUAAAAAGAAAACAGCCAAGAGGGGCCCUCAAACCUCCUUAUUCAAGCUUGAAAAGCUCUAACUGGGAGGAGGCUGUGCGCAUGUCCAGCUUGGGGGCUUUACAAUGGGGACGUCUUGGUUGACCCCCAUGAGAACAGAAUGAUGGACCAGAUGUGCCUUGGCCCUGAUGAGAGCCUGGCUGGAUCAGACCCAUGGUCCAUGCAGUCCAGCAUCCUGUUCUCAGCAGUGGCCGACCAGGUACCCCUUUGGGGAAGAAGAAGAAGAAGAAGAAGAAGAAGAAGAAGAAGAAGAAGAAGAAGAAGAAGAAUUUAUUUAUACCCUGCCCAUCCGGCUGGGUCCUUGCAGCCACUCUGGGCGGCUUCCAACAAAACACUAAAAUACAAUAACCUUGAAGGAGGACCUGGGCACAAAAAACCUCUUCUCGUCUCCUGUGACUUCCAGCAAGAGCUGUUCAAGCUGUUCAGGAGCUCAUUGAUCCAGCUACAAGGCUCCUCUUAUGGGUUUCUUUUCUCUCCCCCCCCCAUGACUUCCCCCCCCUACAGGUUUGCCCGCCCUGGUGGACGCCCUCCGCAGAACAUCUCCCACUGCCAAAGGCACUUCCGCCAGUCCCACCGCCACUCCCAGGGACUUUGCAGUUCAGAAACAGGCCUCCUAA
Messenger RNA from Podarcis lilfordi (Lilford's wall lizard), 12875 nucleotides. The record is from the annotation of a GenBank genome assembly. Lineage: Eukaryota; Metazoa; Chordata; Lepidosauria; Squamata; Lacertidae.